AUGUGUGUCACACAAGCUCUGAAUUCAUCCUUAGCUUCUUCAAAAAUAACAUGUCUCCAUGAGGAGAGAUAUACUUUGCUGAAAUUAAGGGAUGAGUUUGUGUUGACACAACCUUUGGAUGAUGAGACUCUUUCAUCAUAUCCAAAGAUGAAAUUUUGGAAGGGAAAUGAGUGUUGCAAUUGGGUUGGUGUUAAAUGCAACAUGAAAACUGGCCAAGUUGUAAGGCUUGAUUUGAGCAACAGUUGGCUUAAUGGCCAUUUCAGGUCAAAUAGCAGCCUCUUCAAUUUGCACCACCUUCAAAGUCUCAACCUUGCCUACAACAACUUUAAUUCUUCCAAGAUUCCUUCAAGAUUUUCCCAACUUUCAAGGUUAACCCAUCUCAAUCUCUCUUACUCCCAUUUUUCAGGGCAAGUUCCUAAUGAAAUUACUUGGCUCAACAAUUUGGUUUCUCUUGAUCUCUCUGCUAACUUUGAUUAUGAUGGUGGAACUACUGGAAGUAGUUCUUUGUUUAUUGAGUCUGCAAAUUUUCAUAAAAACUUUUCACAAUUGCAAGUGCUUUAUCUUGAUCAAGUGAAUCUUUCUUCUAUAAAUCCUCAAUCUUUGUCAAAUUUGUCCUCAUUAACAUCUCUAUCUCUUAUAAACUCUGCUUUGCAAGGUGACUUCCCAACCAAUAUUUUUCUUUUGCCUAAUAUACAAGUCAUUGUUUUGCAAAACAACUAUAACCUCAAUGGUUUUCUCCCAACAUUUAAUUCUAGCAGCAAUCUAGACACAUUGGAUCUCUUUUCCACAAAAUUUUCGGGACAGAUACCCGAUUCCAUUGGCAAUCUCAAGUCUUUGACAUAUUUUAGUGUCUCUUUUUGCUAUUUUACAAGGCCUAUUCCACCUUCCAUUGGAAAUCUUUCCAAACUGUUCUAUAUGGACUUCUCAUACAAUAGUUUUAGUGGUAAGGUUCCAAGUACAAUGGGUAAUCUUGUAAAUCUCAUGUACAUUUAUCUAGAUCAUGCUGGUUGUACAGGUGAGCUACCCUCAACACUAGGAAACCUCAAAAAAUUGGUCUUCUUAAAUAUUGUUGGAAAUGAAAUAAAUGGUAAAAUUCCACCAUCACUAGUAAAUCUCACUCAAUUAACUACUAUGUCUCUUCACUAUAAUGGUUUGACUGGUGAGUUGCCACCAGGACUUACAAACUUAACCAAGCUUGAGUCCUUAGGUAUGUCACAUAAUGCUUUGAGUGGAUCCAUUCCUUCAUCUUUGUUUACUAUGCCUUCUUUGAGUGAGGUGCAACUAGAUGAGAACCAAUUCACAGGUCCUUUAACUAUUCACAAUGUCACUUCAUUCAACUUGACUUCUCUUUCUUUAAGUCAAAAUAGGUUAAGUGGACUAAUUCCUAAGUCAUUGUUCAAAUUGGAGAACUUGAAUUCUCUUUCACUUCAUUCAAACAACUUCAGUGGUAGAGUUGAGUUAGGCAUGUUCUCAAAGCUAAGUAAUCUUCGCUAUCUUUUUAUUUCGAAUAACCGUUUUUCUGUAACAUACUUAGAUUCAAAUUCCACUCUUCCCAAAUUAUUUUCUUUAGGUUUGGCUUCAUGUAGCAUAAGUAGUACGUUUCCAACAACUUCAUUCAAACAACUUCAGUGGUAG
Molecule: messenger RNA, 1635 nt
Organism: Cannabis sativa
Lineage: Eukaryota; Viridiplantae; Streptophyta; Magnoliopsida; Rosales; Cannabaceae
Product: receptor-like protein 6
Exons: 1
Coding region: 1-1635 (544 amino acids)
Molecular function (GO): protein binding
Source: RefSeq, a predicted model, not a curated record